AUGACGCCGGACUGGGAAUGGGGCCUUUUGCCUCUUAGCACCCUCAACCCUCCUUCUGAAGAAGCCAAGCUGCGCUUCCCCCGCAUCGACGCGGACAGGCGAGGCAUUUGCUGGUUUCGGGCGCUGGACAAGGCUGACCCGGAUCCUUACAUCCACUGGGCUGACCUCAAGAUGGGCCGGAUUCCCAUUUCUCGCCCCGAAGCUCCCUCAGCCAGCACCGACCCGCAGGUCCACGAGCAUGCGGUUCCAUUGCAGGCCGAGGUCGGCCAUGAGUUCCUGGAGAAACUCACCUCCCAGGACAAGAAGAGGAAGGACCCGGAGCCUGGCGCCGGCCCGAGCGUGGCUCCCCCCGCCAAGCGCCCCAAGAAGCCCGCCAAGAGGCACUACGUGAGGCGGGAGAUGCCCACGUCUGACGGCCCAGCGCUCAAGGUUUCAAAGAGCGCUUCUGGAAUGCCUCCGGAAAGCUCUGAGGAACCCGCGAGGUCUUCACCUCCUCCUCGUCAAAGUCCGGUACCAUCCGGUGCCGGCAACUCUUCUGCCUCCCCUCUGGGGGGUACUACAAGUGCGGGGUGCGUGGCCCCUAAAUCUCCAGACCACCGCGCGGAGGAGGACCUUGUCUCCCCUCCAGAGAAUCAAGAUAUCAGCGCCAGCAACACCGGCGCCGAAACCGAAGAUGCCGGGCCGGUGGGAACUUUGGUUCCUACCGCACCCAAGAAGAAGAAAAAGAUCCCUGCUUCCUCCUCCUCGAAGUCCUUGCCGGAAACUUCCGCACCGGCAAAUACUAUCACUACACCGGGCGCGCCCAAAGCUGCCUCCAUGCCUCCUCCGGCAGGUUCAGCCGGAGGCUCUGGUACCGCCAAGCCCCCAACGCCGCUGCCAAGCCAAGAGCCCAUUGUGGCCAAAAACAAACCGGCGCCACCGCCAGAGGGCGCUAAGCUCCGCAUGCUGGAACCCUUCAAGGGGAAGGCAACGGCUUCUGGCCCGCAGCCCCUGGUGCUGCACGCCGGUCCCGCCGCUGUCGUGGCCGGAGAGAAGGCUACCGGCCUGCUGGGCCGGAUCACAGAGCUUAAACGCGAGGGCCGCGAGCUGGGACACUUCCUUGGUUACGCCGAGAAGUGGAACCAGGCGGAUAUCCCACGGCUACGCGCGGCGUGGGGAAAGACCGGCUUCCAAUCGUCGAUCCGGCCGGCCCCAAGAGCACUGAAGAGCACCUCAUGCGGCUCAAGCGAGCGAUUGUCCUCCAUUGAGGCCCUCAAGAGCCAGCUCAGCGACCUCCACGCCGAAAAGGAGCAGCUCCUCCGGAAGCACCAGGAGGCCUUGGACGCCCAAAAGGAAAUCUCCAGGCAGCUCAAGGAGCAAGCCAUCCAGGCCGGUCUCCCGCAUGAUGAGGAGAUGAAGGAGGCCAAGGCAGCUGCUGAGGCUAAACUCGCUGAGGUGCUGGAGGAGUCCGCCAACGCCAAUGCGGUGCUGCUGGCAGAGCUGGAGGAGGAGCGGAAGGAGCGGAAGGCGGUGGAGCACCGGAUGGAGCUCAUGACCACUGAUCAUAAGGAAUAUGAUCGGCUGGUCAUGCAGAUUGACGCGCUGGCUCUCAAGCACUUCCCGGACUCCCAGCCGCACGCCGUAAAAAAGGUGAUGGAGGACCGGGUGGCGCGAGAGUUCCCGAACAUGGAUGCGCACUGGGAUGGGUACGACUAUUUGGUCGCACUCUCCGCCCGAGCCGUACCAGCCAACGUCACGCUCACCGCCGAUCGGCUGAAGGAUGCAGGGCGCCGGAUCCGCGAGUGGCAAUGCUUAGCGGCCCGUGCCGGAGCGGACCAUGCCUUGCGCAUCGCCUGCUCCUGGUAUGAGAACCUUGACCUGGAUUCCUUCCACAGCCUCCGCCGCGACGCUCCAACGGACACGGAUCCGGUCCUCACCGCAAAGCGGAAGGACCGGGCCUACCAGAUCGCGGAGUCCGCGCCGAUCCGCACCUUCAUCCCUCCUCCUCCUGGAGACCAAGAUUGGCUCAGCGACGAGGAAGAAGAGGAGGAAGAAGAUGAGGAUGCCGAGGACACGCUCCCGGAAGCUCCAGAGGCCGGUGCUGCUCCCCCUGAAGCCCCCGUUGCUUGA
Molecule: messenger RNA, 2109 nt
Organism: Lolium perenne
Lineage: Eukaryota; Viridiplantae; Streptophyta; Magnoliopsida; Poales; Poaceae
Source: RefSeq, a predicted model, not a curated record